Molecule: messenger RNA, 925 nt
Organism: Magnolia sinica
Lineage: Eukaryota; Viridiplantae; Streptophyta; Magnoliopsida; Magnoliales; Magnoliaceae
Exons: 3
Coding region: 88-858 (256 amino acids)
Cellular component (GO): mitochondrial matrix
Source: RefSeq, a predicted model, not a curated record
CCUUUGACGCCUAAAACCCUAACCAAAACAGCAACCCCUCUCCAAAACCCUAAAACUCCACCCUUUUCUACAAUUGCAGCAGCGGCCAUGGCCUUCUCCAGCGUCGUUCGCAGGACGGCUUCCCGUGUAGCCCCUCUGGCAAUCCGUGCCCUGGAAACUCAUAGAAAUUACCAUCCUGCCAUCUUCGCUCCACUCAAGAAUAACAGCAGCAGCUUAUAUCAGGAGUUUUGCAGAAGGGCUGCUCUUUCGACCCUCCAUUUCUCUUCGCUCGCCAAGAAGCCCAGCUCCGACGAGAAGCUCGUCCGAGUUAUCGAAUCCGAGAUCAAAUGCGCCGAGGAAUCGGACGAUCACGAUCAGGCAGAAGAGGCCCCAGAUGGAUUUCCUUUUGAAAUCCAAGAUAAUUCUGGCGAGCAAACCAUAUCUCUCAAAAGAGAAUAUAAUGGUGAGACUAUCAAAGUUGAAGUUCAUAUGCCCGAUCUUGUUACUGGUGAGGACAAUGACGACGACAACGAUGACGGUGAUGAUGAAAAGGACAGCCAAUCUAGCAUCCCUAUGGUCAUAAGCGUCUCUAAAGGAGACGGGCCUACUUUGGAGUUCAGCUGUACUGCUUACCCAGAUGAAAUUUCGAUUGAUGGCAUGUCUGUUAGGGAACCCGAAGCUUCCGAAGAUGAGAUUGCCUAUGGAGGACCUGACUUUUCGGAUUUGGAUGAGAAUUUGCAGAAAGCUUUCCACAAAUACCUUGAAAUCAGAGGCAUCAAUCCCAGCACUACCAAUUUCUUGCACGAGUACAUGAUAAACAAGGAUAGCCGAGAGUACUUGUUGUGGCUCAAGAACCUGAAGAAAUUCAUCGAGAAGUAAAAAUCCACAGAUUCCAAGCUUUUUCCGGUGAAGUGCAUGAUUGAAUUCUCGUUUAUCUUUAUCCUUU